GUUAAAACCGUCGGACGGUCAGAGAAGUCUGACUGAAACACCGGGACAGAACCGCGGACAGCUCUCUGGUGUUCCGGUGUAAAUAGUGACCGUGUUGACUGGUGGCUUCCCGCCGAAUGCGUCCGUGGUUGUCGAGGCUGACCAUGUUGUGCGUGUCCGUGCUGUUGCUUGCUGGUCUCGUCCUCAGCCGUCCGGAUGACAGCAGCAGGUCUGCUCAGAGACUCUCUGUGGAUCACAGACGCUUCGAUUUACGACAGCACCUGGACCCUGAAGUACACAUGAACAUUUCAGAGAUCAUCAGGCGGUGGGGUUACCCUGCAGAGGAGCACGAGGUUGUGACGGAGGACGGGUACAUCCUGACGGUGAACAGGAUCCCUCAGGGCCUGAGGCGUGCUGCAGGUGUGCGCCCGGUCGUCUACCUUCAGCACGGACUGCUGGCGGCGGGCAGUAACUGGAUCACUAACCCCCCUGCCACCGGUCUAGGCUACGUGCUCGCCGACGCAGGAUAUGACGUCUGGUUAGGAAACAGCCGAGGAAACACCUGGUCCAGGAAACACCAGAGCCUUAGACCAGACCAGGAUGAGUACUGGAGGUUCAGCCACGAUGAGAUGGCUCUGAAGGAUCUCCCCACUGCCGUGGACUACAUCCUGAAGGUGACGGGUCAGGAACAGAUCUACUACAUCGGACACUCUCAGGGGACCACCAUAGGAUUCAUGGCGUUCUCCACACUUCCUGAGCUGGCCAGUAAGGUCAAACUGUUCGUGGCGUUGGCUCCCGUAGCGACCGUCGAGUUCACAGAAAGCCCGAUGACCAAACUGUCCGGUCUGCCCGAGUUCCUCAUCUGGGAAGUAUUUGGUAGGAAGGACUUCCUGCCUCAGAGUCACAUGAUCGAGUGGUUUGCAGAACAUGUGUGUGCGAAGAUCCUGCUCAAAGAGCUGUGUGGAAACCUCUUCUUCAUCCUCUGUGGCUUCGACGAGAAAAACCUCAACGUGAGUCGGACUCCGGUCUACACCACCCACUGUCCUGCAGGAACCUCGGUGCAGAACAUGGUCCACUGGGCCCAGGCGGUUCACGCAGGACGGCUGAUGGCCUUUGACUUUGGAACAGCAGGAAACAUGAAACACUACAACCAGUCCACCCCUCCAGAGUACCGGGUCCAGGACAUGAAGGUUCCCACCGCUCUCUUCUCAGGAGGACAGGAUACGCUGGCGGACCCCAAAGAUGUGGCCAUCCUCCUCACCCAGGUGUCUAACCUGGUCUUCCACAGACACAUCGACCACUGGGAUCAUCUGGAUUUUAUCUGGGGUCUGGAUGCUCCGGAGCAGAUGUUUCCCUACAUCCUGAAGCUGCUGCAGCAGCACCACUAGAGGGCGCCGUUCUCUCUGUGUGAGAGUAGACUGUGAUGAUGUAAACCCCUACAGUUCAGUCAGAAGAGCUUGUUUUAUUGUGAAAGGUAAAGCGUCGGGACUUCCUCUGACAGUGUUCAUGAACAAGGAUGACACAAGCGUUUUAAAUAUAGGGAUGGGUUUUUAUGCUUGAUUUUACUGGACUUUUUCCUUUUCAUACCACUUUUGACUCUUUAACCAUGUACUGUACCUCAGUAGGGAUGUCAUAAUAGGAUCAACUCCUGAUACCAUAAAUAUCACCACUGUGUGAUUUUAGAUCAAAAAAUCUUUUUCUGUUUUUGUUAAACUAUUUUAUGAACAAAAAUGAGAUUGAAGUCACCAAAGAGUGUGAUUCCUGUGUGUCAGCUCUGAGUUUUUACUCUGUUUGAUGCUCUUCUGUAGUGGAACAGCAGAGGCUCAGGCCUCGUACACAUGCAGGCAGGUGUUUUUAAAAACAGAGGUUUUUCUCCUCCACUUUCAAAGAUAAUCCCAGCCACAGGAAAGUCAUUAUCAAAAAUAUCUCCAUCCACAUUAAAACCCAGAGAUGCAACUUAACAGCCUGUAAAGACCAAACCGUGUCAGCAGUACUCCGUCCCUCACUGUGACAGUGAAACAGCUCACUAAAACACCGACCACACCCUCAACAUCACAACAUUUCCUCUAUGGUGCUCUGUAGGGACCAUUUCAUUUAGAAGAAGCUAUUCCCCCAACCACAGCCAGGCCUUUGGAAUGUUUAAUGACAUUUAAAGGAUGACGUCAUCAUCAGAGACAUGGCCGGAAUGUUUUAAUAGCUUUGAAGGAUGACGUCAUCAUCAAAGACAUGGCCGGAAUGUUUUAAUAGCUUUGAAGGAUGACGUCAUCAUCAAAGACAUGGCUGGAAUGUUUUUAAAGCUUUGAAGGAUGACGUCAUCAUCAAAGACAUGGCUGGAAUGUUUUAAAAGCUUUGAAGGAUGAUGUCAUCAUCAAAGACAAGACCUGAAUGUUUUAAUAGCUUUGAAGGAUGACGUCAUCAUCAAACACAUGGCCGGGAUGAUUUUAAAGCUUUGAAGGAUUACGUCAUCAUCAAAGACAUGGCUAGAAUGUUUUAAUAGCUUUGAAGGAUGACGUCAUCAUCAAACACAUGGCCGGGAUGAUUUUAAAGCUUUGAAGGAUUACGUCAUCAUCAAAGACAUGGCUAGAAUGUUUUAAAAGCUUUGAAGGAUGAUGUCAUCAUCAAAGACACGGCCAGAAUUUUUUAAUAGCUUUGAAGGAUGAUGUCAUCAUCAAAGACAUGGCCGGGAUGAUUUUAAAGCUUUGAAGGAUUACGUCAUCAUCAAAGACAUGGCUAGAAUGUUUUAAAAGCUUUGAAGGAUUACGUCAUCAUCAAAGACAUGGCUGGAAUGUUUUAAAAGCUUUGAAGGAUGACGUCAUCAUCAAAGACACGGCUAGAAUGUUUUAAAAGCUUUGAAGGAUGACGUCAUCAUCAAAGACACGGCUGGAAUGUUUUAAAAGCUUUGAAGGAUUACGUCAUCAUCAAAGACACGGCUGGAAUGUUUUAAAAGCUUUGAAGGAUGACGUCAUCAUCAAAGACAUGGCUAGAAUGUUUUAAAAGCUUUGAAGGAUGACGUCAUCAUCAAAGACACGGCUGGAAUGUUUUAAAAGCUUUGAAGGAUGAUGUCAUCAUCAAAGACAUGGCUGGAACGUUUUAAUAGCUUUGAAUGAUGAUGUCAUCAUCAAAGACAUGGCUACAAUAUUUUAAAAGCUUUGAAGGAUGACAUCAUCAAAGACAUGGCUGGAAUGUUUUAAAAGCUUUGAAGGAUGACGUCAUCAUCAAAGACAUGGCUGGAAUGUUUUAAAGCUUUGAAGGAUGACGUCAUCAUCAAAGACAUGGCUGGAAUGUUUUAAAAGCUUUGAAGGAUUACGUCAUCAUCAAAGACAUGGCUAGAAUGUUUUAAAAGCUUUGAAGUAUGACGUCAUCAUUAAAGACAAGACCGGAAUGUUUUAAAAGCUUUGAAGGAUGACGUCAUCAUCAAAGACAUGGCUGGAAUGUUUUAAAAGCUUUGAAGGAUGAUGUCAUCAUCAAAGACACGGCCAGAAUUUUUUAAUAGCUUUGAAGGAUGAUGUCAUCAUCAAAGACACGGCCAGAAUUUUUUAAUAGCUUUGAAGGAUGAUGUCAUCAUCAAAGACAUGGCCGGGAUGAUUUUAAAGCUUUGAAGGAUUACGUCAUCAUCAAAGACAUGGCUAGAAUGUUUUAAAAGCUUUGAAGGAUGACGUCAUCAUCAAAGGCAUGGCUAGAAUGUUUUAAAAGCUUUGAAGGAUGACGUCAUCAUCAAAGACAUGGCUAGAAUGUUUUAAAAGCUUUGAAGGAUGA
Cheilinus undulatus (humphead wrasse) is the source of this 3735-nucleotide messenger RNA. RefSeq names its product lipase, gastric (gene lipf). Gene Ontology annotation, biological process: lipid metabolic process. The record is from RefSeq and is a predicted model, not a curated record. Gene Ontology annotation, molecular function: hydrolase activity, acting on ester bonds. Bases 117 to 1367 code for a protein of 416 amino acids. NCBI's taxonomy places the organism in Eukaryota, Metazoa, Chordata, Actinopteri, Labriformes, Labridae. The transcript is spliced from 12 exons.